AUGGAAGGGGCACCAUUCGAUCUCGAUUUGGAUAAGAUAUUAACAAACCCACAUACAGAUUUGAUGUUAUCCGGUGGCAGCUCCGCAGAUGUUUACAGUCCAUUUUUGUUAGAUGAUGAUCCUAGCCUUAUAGAAAAUUCAGAAUCGGACGGGUCGUACACGUCGGCAUUGCCGUAUUUGGAUGGUCCGAAUUGUUUGUUGGAUAGCUUGUGUUCGCAGUUAGAUGCACAAGAGAAUAUUGUUGAAGAGGAACAUUCCUAUGCGUCUGUACGAACAAAAUCAGUGGCGUCUUCGACAUGUGAGGGAGGCAGCUCCGUAAUUUCAUUUCUACAAAACACAGAGGAACAAUUUGAUGUACUUCAAGAAGCAAGUAGAGAAAUCCUUGAAGGUUGGAACUGUGAACGAAAUUUUUUACCGCUACCACAACGGGAGAUUAAAACAGAACAUGCUUUAAAAGCAGUCAGUUCCAUCCCUUCGAUCGUUCCUACACAUAAAGCGAAUCGAUUCAAUAUAAGUGAGAUUAACAAGAAAACAGGAUCGCCAAUUACUCGAAUUGGCCUGGGAGAAAUAUCUUUAGAGAAAAGAAAAUAUCCACCACUUGUAUUGACUGACGAGGAAAAGAAAUUAUGUAAAAAGGAGGGGAUUCGGUUACCAGAAUAUUAUCCUUUGACAAAAGCAGAAGAAAGAGAAUUAAAGCGUAUACGCCGAAAAAUCAGAAACAAACACUCGGCUCAGACAAGUCGCAAGAAAAAACAAGACUACAUUGAAGCAUUGGAAGACCGUGUGGAGAAUUGCACUCAAGAGAAUGAAGAACUGAAGAAACAAGUGGAACAUCUCAAAACACUAAAUUCAACGUAUUUAUCGCAACUGCGAAAAUUGCAAAGCAUGGUUGCUAAUGGGUCGAAACGAAAAGUGCAUGCUGGUACUUGUCUUGCAGUAUUGAUGCUUUCAGUAUGUUUACUUGUUGCACCAAACUUGUCACCUUUGUCGAAAAAGCGUAAUGAAGAAGAAGCAGAGCAGACCACAAUGCCAGCAGUUCAACUUCCAAAACGAACUCCUCCACUUGCAGGACGUUCGAGAUCACUUCUGCAGUUUGUGAACUCUGUUACUGACAAAUAUGAUGUUGAUUUUUGCGGUGAAGAAGAAUAUAAGGAUGCUUCUGCUACCAAUGCGGAGGAUCAAUUAAUGGCAUUCAAGAAUAAUUCACUAAGGCGCAGGGAGAAGCGUGUUACGUUUUGGAAUGAUAAUGUAACAGUGAGAGCGCAGCCGCAUCUCGUUGACAUAAGAAGCUCAGAUGUGCCAGAUUAUAAAUGCAUUAGAAUCGGAAGCUACGAAAGAAAACGAAAAGCUUUACCUCAAGAAAGACUCUAUCCAACUUCGCUAGAUAAUCAGAAAUCAUGGAUACAGACAAUUAACAGUGCGGAAUAUAAGCAUGCAAAACUAUCUAAUGGCUCAACGCUUCGUGUCUAUACAAAUCCUGGUAGUUAUGUUGCAUUGGAUUCAAAACGUCUCAAAAUACAACGAGCAUGA
Messenger RNA from Acanthocheilonema viteae, 1530 nucleotides. The record is from the annotation of a GenBank genome assembly. NCBI's taxonomy places the organism in Eukaryota, Metazoa, Nematoda, Chromadorea, Rhabditida, Onchocercidae.